This is a messenger RNA of Bubalus bubalis (water buffalo), 1873 nucleotides long. It is a transcript of the gene TGDS, whose product is annotated as TDP-glucose 4,6-dehydratase. The record is from RefSeq and is a predicted model, not a curated record. The coding region runs from base 154 to 1221 and encodes 355 amino acids. Gene Ontology annotation, molecular function: dTDP-glucose 4,6-dehydratase activity. The transcript has 12 exons. Gene Ontology annotation, biological process: nucleotide-sugar metabolic process. NCBI's taxonomy places the organism in Eukaryota, Metazoa, Chordata, Mammalia, Artiodactyla, Bovidae.
CGGGGACAAGUAGGUCUAAGCUCCGGAAGCGGCAGCUGUCUGCUCCUUUAACGUGUCGCGGGGAGUGGGACGCGUCGCAAAAAGUCGCGGUGGAACUUCCCUACGAUCUACAGACCUGGCACUUUACGGUGCCAAUCCCUGCUGAGCUGGGAGAUGUCGGUUGCGGGCCGCGCCGAGUCCUUGGGUCCUCCCGACAGCUUUGCGAAGCGGGUCCUGGUGACCGGGGGUGCUGGUUUCAUAGCAUCACAUAUGAUUGUCUCUUUAGUAGAAGAUUAUCCAAAUUAUAUGAUCAUAAAUCUAGACAAGUUGGAUUACUGUGCAAGCUUGAAGAAUCUUGAAACCAUUUCUAAUAAACAAAAUUAUAAAUUUAUACAGGGUGACAUAUGUGAUUCUCACUUCGUGAAACUACUUUUUGAAACAGAGAAAAUAGACAUAGUACUACAUUUUGCCGCACAAACACAUGUAGACCUUUCAUUUGUCCGUGCCUUUGAGUUUACCUAUGUUAAUGUUUACGGUACUCAUGUGUUGGUAAGUGCUGCUCAUGAAGCCAGAGUGGAGAAAUUUAUUUACGUCAGCACAGAUGAGGUCUAUGGAGGCAGUCUUGAUAAGGAAUUUGAUGAAUCUUCACCCAAACAACCUACAAAUCCUUAUGCAUCAUCUAAAGCAGCUGCUGAGUGUUUUGUACAGUCUUAUUGGGAACAGUAUAAGUUUCCAGUUGUCAUCACACGAAGCAGUAAUGUUUAUGGACCGCAUCAAUAUCCAGAAAAGGUUAUUCCAAAAUUUAUAUCUUUACUACAACACAACAGGAAAUGCUGCAUUCAUGGGUCAGGGCUUCAAACAAGAAAUUUCCUUUAUGCUACUGAUGUAGUAGAAGCAUUUCUCACUGUCCUCAAAAAGGGAAAACCAGGUGAAAUUUAUAACAUUGGAACCAAUUUUGAAAUGUCAGUUCUCCAGCUUGCCAAAGAACUAAUACAGCUGAUCAAAGAGACCAAUUCAGAGUCUGAAAUGGAAAACUGGGUUGAUUAUGUUGAUGAUAGACCUACCAAUGACAUGAGAUAUCCAAUGAAGUCAGAAAAAAUACAUGGCUUGGGAUGGAGACCUAAAGUACCUUGGAAAGAAGGAAUAAAAAAAACAAUUGAGUGGUACAGAGAGAAUUUUCACAACUGGAAGAAUGCAGAAAAAGCAUUAGAACCCUUUCCGGUACAACCACCGUUUGUAUAGCCGGGACAGUUUUCAGAGAAAGAAGAAAAUUAUCCUACCUACCUCGACAAGUGAUAUGAAAUCAAGUGACCAAAUGAAGCAUCUUCUUUUUCAUUUGGAAUUAGAUUAUGAUUUUGUGUAUAAAAUUCAAAUGUAAAAUGCCUCAAUCUUUAGAAGAGGUUCAGUAUCAGCAUAGGAUUUAAAUAAUCAUAAUUCUCUCAGAAACAUUUUAUCCUGAAAAUUAGGAACCAGUAUGCAUAGAAAGACUCCUUGGUAGAUGUGGGUCGGGAAGGAUGAAUCUCCUGUUUCUGAGAACAAGGACAGGUAGCUCUGGGCAGAUGACAGCCUUCGCUGACAUUGGACUCUCCAGCUUUUCCCACUGCCUAGAAAGUCUCUAAAGUCUUUUAGGCAAUAUAGGAUGAACUUUGUGCCCUAAUUUAUCUUUUUAAGGUCAGAUGUUGUGCUACAAUUGCUUUAAAAAUGGAACAAAUGGAAGUAUAUCUAGCACUUUUUAACUUUUGAUAAUUUUUAUAAAAUUAAGUUAUAAAAGAGGUAGUUUUUAUAUUUUCAAAAUCGAUCAUGGAAUUAUAUGUCAUCUUGUAUCAGAGAAAUUUUACCAUGUAUUAACUGUUUAAAAUGAUUUUAUUUAUAAAAUUAUCAAUAUUUUCAUGUA